Trichosurus vulpecula (common brushtail) is the source of this 3539-nucleotide messenger RNA. It is a transcript of the gene SEL1L2, whose product is annotated as SEL1L2 adaptor subunit of ERAD E3 ligase. Gene Ontology annotation, biological process: ERAD pathway. Gene Ontology annotation, cellular component: endoplasmic reticulum membrane. Gene Ontology annotation, molecular function: protein binding. The transcript has 21 exons. Bases 78 to 2207 code for a protein of 709 amino acids. NCBI's taxonomy places the organism in Eukaryota, Metazoa, Chordata, Mammalia, Diprotodontia, Phalangeridae. The record is from RefSeq and is a predicted model, not a curated record.
GAAAAACCUGUGGGCCAGUCUCUUGUCUGCCUGCCUGUGCUAUUGGAAGGAGGAAGAGCAGUAGGGGUCAAGGGAAGAUGAAGCUUCUGUUCCUGUUGAUAGAGUUGUGGAUGAUUCUUGAGGUCACAGUAAAAAACACAGAAGCAGUAAAACAUCAUAAAAAGCACAAAGAAAGAAAUAUUACCAAACAGUUAUCGAUAAAAGACAGGAGGAUUUUGGCACAAAUAUUGGAAAGGAGAAAACUAUUAAAAAUAAUCAACCAAAAAGAAAAUGACUUUGUAAAUAGGAAGACCCAAAGCAAAGGAAAGAAAAAAGGAACUCAAGACACAAUUUCAUCACAGACACGUAUUAACAGUUUAAAAAGACAAAUAAAGAAAAAUCUAACUGUGGAAGGAGAUCGCCUUUUCGAAUUGGGCACCAGGAUGUUACACCAGUCCAAAACUCAGAAACAAAAAGAAGAAGCCUACCUAAUCUUUGCCAAAGCAGCUGACAAGGGAAAUUUGAAAGCUAUGGAGAAUAUGGCUGAUGCUUUGCUUUUUGGUGAUCUUCGUGCUCAGAACAUUUCAGCAGCUGUAGUCCUAUAUGAAUUUUUGGCAAAUGAAGGAUCUUAUAAAGCCCAAAAUGCAUUAGGAUUUCUAUCUUCAUAUGGAAUAGGCAUGGAAUAUAACCAAGCUAAGGCGCUGGUUUAUUAUACUUUUGGAAGUGCUGGAGGAAGCAUGAUAUCCCAAAUGAUUUUGGGGUACAGAUAUUUGUCAGGAAUCAGUGUUCUACAGAAUUGUGAAACUGCACUUUUCCAUUACAAGAAUGUAGCAAAUUAUAUUGCUGUUAAAUUGGAAAAGAAUGAAGGUGUCCCCAUAGAAAAAGUGACACUAGCUGAGAGACUUGAAAAUCUGAAUUCUAACAGUGAGAUUCUGGAUUGGGAUGUGUACCAAUACUAUAAAUUUUUGGCAGAAAGAGGAGAUACUCAGAUACAAGUAUCUCUCGGACAAUUACAUCUAACAGGACGAAAAGGAUUGGAACAGGAUUUCUAUCUCAUUUUACAGACAAGGAGACUGUGUCAAACAGGGUUAAGGGACUUGUCCAGAGUCUCACAGCUAAAAGCAUUAUACUACUUCUUGAAGGCGGCCAAGGCAGGAAGUGCAAAUGCCAUGGCAUUUCUGGGAAAGAUGUAUUUAGAAGGCAAUCCUGCAGUACCACAAAAUAAUGUCACUGCUUUAAAAUACUUUUCCAUGGCUGCUAAUAAGGGCAAUGCGAUUGGACUCCAUGGUCUCGGCCUUAUUUAUUUUCAUGGAAAAGGAGUUCCUGUGGAUUACGAUGAAGCUCUUAAAUUUUUUCAGAAAGCUGCCGAGAAAGGUUGGCCAAAUGCACAGUUUCAGUUAGGACUCAUGUAUUACUCUGGCUCUGGAGUAUGGAAGGAUUAUAAACUUGCCUUCAAAUAUUUUUACUUGGCAUCUCAGAGUGGACAACCCCUUGCCCUUUAUUAUUUGGCUGAAAUGUAUGCUACAGGAACCGGAGUGCUGAGAUCAUGCAGAACCGCAGUAGAGCUUUACAAGGGUGUUUGUGAACUGGGCGGCUGGGCUGAGAAAUUCCUGACAGCGUACUUUGCCUAUAAGGACGGUGAUAUAAAUUCAUCCCUUGUUCAAUAUGCACUGCUAGCGGAAAUGGGGUAUGAAGUAGCUCAAAGCAAUUCAGCAUUCAUUUUGGAAUCUAAAAAGGCUACCAUUCUUAAGAAAAACCAAAUGUACGCCAUGGCACUUCUCCUGUGGCACCGAGCUGCGGUUCAAGGCAAUGCACUUGCUAGAAUUAAAAUUGGAGAUUACCACUACUAUGGCUAUGGAACAAAGAGAGAUUAUAAAACAGCGGUGACUCAUUACAGCAUUGCAGUGGAUAAAUAUCACAGUGCCCAGGCCAUGUUCAAUCUGGCAUACAUGUGUGAGCAUGGCUUAGGGGUUUCAAAGGACAUUCAUUUGGCCAGAAGGUUAUACAAUUUGGCUGCUGAAACAAGUUCAGAUGCCCAUAUGCCAGUGUUCUUGGCGCACUUGAAACUAGAAGUGAUGCAUUUCAUCAAAGACGUUGUGUUUCAUAGCUUUCAUGUGAGCUGGAAAGAGGUGAAAGUGAACAUUAACCCCGGACCCUACUGGGAUUUAUUCAUUAUUGGUGCCCUCAUUGUUUCGCUGAUAUUAUUGCUUGGACACCGGCUAGUGUAAGGUAGCAAUCAAAUGAAAACCUGCUAGCAGUGUUCAUUCAUUUCUGGACGUAACUGCUUAAAACUCAACCAGCGAAAAACUGUCAAUCAUGUAAGAGCCUGCUAACGGAUUCCAUUCAUUCCUGGGAAUCUUCUCCUAAUAAAAAAAAUCCCCCACUUAAACACGUGUUUGCUAUAUAACUCCAAACAGCAAAUUCAGCCUCAUUUUAAAAGAAAGUUGGCAAAACCUGGCAACCAUUCUCGAAGGAAACACCUACAACAGUGCAACGUGCAUUGGGACUAAGAUUCAGAAGACCCGAGUUCUGUUCCAGCUUCUGCCAUUCUGUGAUCCUCAGAUUUCUCAUCUGCAAAAUCAGGAUAACCACCCUGCCUACUUCACAAAGUUAUUAUGAGGAUAAAGUGAGAAAAUGAUUGAAUAUGCUUUUUAAACUUAGUGCAAUGUAAAUAUCAGCUUUAUUAUCAUUAUCAUUAUUAAUCCAGCUCUGUAGAAGAACCUCCUGAACCACAAAUACCCAUUGUUUUUCCUUUUGAUUUUCCUUUAGACACCAUGGAAAGGCAUGCAGGGAGUGCUUCUAAAUGAUUUCCUAAUAUAAUGGACAUGUAGGACCAUGAAAGUUGAUAUGACUGUCAAAAUGGAGAAGGCAAACCUUUGGACUUCACACUAUAUGUAAUGCUCUCUCAGUGAGGGAAUUUGUGCUCUUUUGGGUUCUAGGAAAGUUCAAGUUCACAACAAGAGCAUUUGCUCAGUGGGUGCUCAUCUUUUCAGUUUAAUUGCUCCUUCCUUCCUCAAGGAGAAGACAGGAGAGAGACAGAGAAAGAGAGAGAGAGAGGCAGACAGAGAGGUAGAGAGAGAGAGGAGGGAGGGAGGAAGAGGGAGGGAGAGAGAGAAGGAAAGGAAGGGAGAGAAAGAGAGACAGACAGAGAGAGAGAAAGAGAUAGACAGAGAGAGACAGAGGGGGGGGGGAAGGAGGGAAAGAGAGAGAGAGACAGAGAGACAGAGAGACAGAGAGAGAGACAGAGGCAGAGAGAGAAACAGAGAGAGACAGAGAGAAGAACAGAAGAAUGUAUCAUGACAGUCAUUACAGGAGUAAUCAGUUGGUAGGAGGGGAAUGUGGUGAGCUGAAGGAAGUCUUCCCUGAAACUUUUAUCUUUGAGAACAAAAUGUUUGGAGGUUAAUCCUCUAGUAAUAUGGCCAUUGGGUAUGACUGUGGAAAAACAGGCAUAAUAGACUGGAUGGGAGAAGUUUAUAUUUCGGAGCCUCCCCAGGAGAAAUCCCACUGAUCUGGACUUCUAACCUUGCAAUUCAAUUUUACCAAUAAAUGUAUUUUAAUUU